Molecule: messenger RNA, 2060 nt
Organism: Anolis sagrei ordinatus
Lineage: Eukaryota; Metazoa; Chordata; Lepidosauria; Squamata; Anolidae
Source: RefSeq, a predicted model, not a curated record
CCACCAACACAGCUGCCACAGCCACCACCAUAAGGACCAUUCUUUCAUCACUGUAGACUUUUCAACCCUUUUGAGUUACCACCAGGACUUUGAGCAUACGAACUGUUUCCUGGUGACUGAAACCACAAGCAACUACUGUAUGGAAACUAGUCUCAACGUCAGGAGAAUGAGAUGAAGAAAGUGCUGGGCUUUUGCCUUGCCCCAAUUCUGAAGAUCAUUGUUGUUGAGCACUCUUGUGAGAGACAGUGGUGAUGGUGAACCUCCUGGAUGUGCUUCUCAUGGCCCUGUCCGUUACGGCGGUCAGAAAAGGGCACGCAAAGCCAACUGAGCCUCCUGCUUCCAGAAACAACAGCGAAGACAGCGCAACUGCACAGCCAGGAGCUCAGCGGCUGCGUUUGAUGAAUGGAGGAAGUCACUGUUCUGGCAGGGUGGAGGUGAAAUACAAUGACACCUGGGGCAUGAUCUGUGAUGACAACUGGGACCUUGCUGAAGCUGCUGUUGUGUGCCGGCAGAAGGGUUGUGGUGAGGCCAUUCAGGCUCCAAAUGCCUCUUAUUUCCAGAAGGGAACAGGCCCCAUCCAUCUGGGAGAAGUGAGAUGCUCUGGGAAUGAGUCUUAUUUAUGGGACUGUCCUUCUGAGAAGAGCCCUGACUGUGGACACAGAGGAGAAGCUGGUGUGAUAUGUUCAGAUCACCAGGCAUGGCGGCUGUCAGGAGGCUUAGAUGCUUGUGCCGGCCGAGUGGAGGUCUAUUACCGGGACAUCUGGAACACCGUAUGUGAUAGUAGCUGGUACCAGGAUGAGGCAAAUGUCCUCUGCCGCUCCCUGGGCUGCAAUGACAAAGCCUCAGUCACGAGGGUACCUUUCGACCACACGCUGCCAGGGAAGAUGUAUUAUGAAUGUUCUGGAGAUGAAGAGUCACUCGCCAGUUGUGAAUGGCGCUACAACAAAACCACCCUAUGUGACCAAUUCAGAGCUGCUGGUGUGAUAUGUAAUGGUUCAUUGGGUUUGGAGAACCAGACAGACACAACAGUGGCAGAAGCAGUGACGGAAACUGUGACUUCGGUCUCCCACACACCCAAUCCAUGUUGGACUAGACCUGAGAACUGGGACCUUAAACCAUCCUACCAGAUGCUGCAUACCCUCUGCAUUGUUUUGGGUCUUCUCCUUUUUCUGGCCAUCCUGAGUCACAUCAUCAUCAUGUUGCUAAACAGGCAAAGGAAAAAUGGUAUCCUUGAUUGUGCCAUUUCCUCUGCUUCCAUAUCUGCCCCAGUUCUGGUGAAUCACAGUGCGCAGGUUUCAACCACGGGAGUGAACAAUGACUAUCGGGAAAUCCCCACAAGCCUCCCCAAAGGAGAAGCAAUGCCAGUAAAACCAUCACCUAUUAGUGAGGAUUCUGAGUCUGACUAUGAACGCUAUGAUUUCAGUGACAAGCCGCCUGUGGCACUCUCCACUUUCUACAAUUCUCUUCGACAUCGAGCAGCUGAGGAACACCUUUCUCCAGGCAAUUUAGGCAUUUCUGCUGUGCACAAUGGAAGCGAGACCAAGGAUCCAGCUUUGAAGGGCCACAAUCUACAAAAAGCAGCACAUAUAGCAGAAGACAGUGAGAGCACAUCUUCUGGAGAUUCAGAAUGGUACGAAAACUUCCAAAAAUCAGCAUACAAGGGAGACCAACCAGGAAAGGAGCCUUUUGAAGGGUUGACAGCUUUUUCCAGACCUUUGGUGAACCGUGAGGCUGGGCCUGGGAACGGCUCCUUCAACAGCAGCGAUUAUGAUGACAUGUGGCCUUAAGAGGCCAGCUUGCAGCAGGGAUGCUGUGCCAUCUGUUUCUAGCUAUGCCCUCCUUCAGAAACAGCCAAAGAUGGUCAAGAUUGUGUGGACUGCUGGGCCCUUAUGGUCACAUUACCUCAGCCGUGAGGAUCUAGCAUUUUGAAAGAAGGCCAGGAAAUUCCAGAACCAACUCCUACCCUCAAGGAUCACCUAGAAAUAUAAUGUACUCACAUAGAGACACAACUUCCCAAUUCUUGCUGCUUAUAGAGAAGAAUACUUUGUAUUCUAAUCUGA